This is a messenger RNA of Fulmarus glacialis (Northern fulmar), 1095 nucleotides long. Its product is annotated as outer dense fiber protein 2. NCBI's taxonomy places the organism in Eukaryota, Metazoa, Chordata, Aves, Procellariiformes, Procellariidae. The transcript is spliced from 7 exons. Gene Ontology annotation, cellular component: centrosome. The annotation marks the transcript as partial. Gene Ontology annotation, biological process: regulation of cilium assembly. The record is from RefSeq and is a predicted model, not a curated record.
GCUAGUAUGGUCCCAAUGGAGGAAAAGCUGAACCAAGCGCAGAUGGAAGUGCAGCAGCUCAAGAGCUCUGUCAGGAACUAUGAAGGGUUGGUUGAAACCUACAAGUCACAGGUGUUGAAGACCCAAAUGGAAGCAGAUGAUGUGGCAGCAAAACUGGAGAAGUGUGAUAAAGAGAACAAGACACUAAAGGAUGAAAUGAACAAGGAGAUUGAACUGGCACGUAAGCAGUUCCAGAGCCAGCUUGCUGAACUGGAAAAGCUGCCCGAGAUCCUAAAGAUCACAGAGACACAGCUAGCAGAAUGUCAGGACCAGCUUCAGAGUUAUGAGAAGAAGAAUGUGGACCUGUCUGCCAUGAUUGCAGAUCUUCGUCAGCUGAUUGAGCUCCAGGGGGACAAAAUGGAGAUGACAAGAGAGAGGUAUCAGUCUGCCCAGGAGGAGAAAAAGCAGCUCACCUUGAAGGUGGAGGAGCUAGAAAGAAAACUAGAGACAACGAGCGCCCAGAACAUAGAAUUCCUUCAGGUCAUAGCAAAACGUGAGGAGUCGAUCCACCAGUGUCAGUUGCGGUUAGAGGAGAAGACCCGUGAAUGUAGCUCCUUGGCACGUCAGCUGGAGAUGGCCAUUGAGGAUGCCAAAAGACAAGUGGAACAAACUCGAGAACGAGCAAAGUCUAGAGAGAGGGCAGCCCAGUCCAAGAUGUUGGAUUUGGAGACCCAGCUGAGUAGGAAUAAAACAGAGCUGAACCAGUUGCGUCGGAGCAAAGACGAUGCAGAGCGCCGGUAUGAAAGCCGCCUACAAGAUUUAAAGGAUCGGUUGGAGCAGUCGGAGAGCACCAACCGCAGCAUGCAAAACUAUGUCCAGUUCCUCAAGUCUUCCUAUGCCAACGUAUUUGGAGAAAGUGCCUUGCUGGGCUCACCCAGCCGCUCUCGUUCUUCUCCAUGAGGACAAUGCUCUCCCCGCACGUCUGCUUCUAUGCACAAAAGGAGCCCUAUUUCAAAGCCAUAUGUUAUUUAGAAAAUAGGUUGGCAUUCCAGGGUGGCUAUCAGGAGACGUUUUCCUCUUUUCCUUGCAGCACGAAAUGAUAAAAUGAUGGUGGCA